Molecule: messenger RNA, 1542 nt
Organism: Eruca vesicaria subsp. sativa (arugula)
Lineage: Eukaryota; Viridiplantae; Streptophyta; Magnoliopsida; Brassicales; Brassicaceae
Source: the annotation of a GenBank genome assembly
AUUUGGUGUUGUUUAAGAGAAAAAUGAUAUUUAACUUGUGGUUUACGUAGUUUGAUAUGUGCAGUACAUAAAAUGCUUUCACAUAUUUCAUCAUGAGAUGGCCACCACUUAAUAAAUUCUUUUUAUGUAUUUUGAUCAGUAUUAAAUAUUUUUUUCACCAAAAUAGUAUAUUUUGUAAUAGUGUAUUUGGACAGAUACAAUUCUAGCGAAUAUGCUCCCUGGCGCGUUUCCCCAAACUCCCGGGACUCUACCCUAGCUUUGGGUUUUCUCCGCUGCUCAGCCCUCUCUCCACCGUAACUCUAUGCCGGCGGCCGCCGUCACAAAAUUCCGACCAGAUCUUUCUUCUACUUUUGGAAUCCUGAUGUUGAGGGCUAUUUAUUUAUGGUGCCAGUUUAUGGGUGGGAGGCUUCCUCUGCACUAGAUCUUGGAUCUGUCGAGUAUUGUUCUUACCUCAUCUCUGAGGAAUCUGUUUUGUUCCUCCGUCUCUUAAGCACGAGCCUGUCUUUCGCUGAUGUCGACGUCUCGAAUUCUCUCCCAAAGAUUUUCGCCUUCUCUGUCAAUGGAGUCUCUUGAAGCUGUUUCAUCUGAUUUUCUUUCCUUGCCGCCCGAACCACCAGAUUUGCCUUCUCUAUCAAUGGAGUCUCUUGAAGCUGUUUCAUCUGCUUUUCUUCCCUUGCCGCCUGAACCACCACAUCCCGAUCUCGACGUGAUGCUUCUGGUGGAUCCUCCUCUCCCUCCAGUUCCCCCCGACCCUCCACCGAUUCUCGUAGAUGCAGGUGUGCUUCUGUUGAUGAAUCUUUUACUGUAUGAAGUUGAACUCUCCAGCUCUUUCACCACUAAACGGGAGACGGUGGCUAUUGAGAUCUCUGUUACAAAGGUUUUGGGGUUCUUGACAGCUGACUGCAAGCUUGCCUUCCACCAUUACUCAUCACUUCAAGUUCUCGAGGACUGGACUUCGAAGGUUGAAAUAUUGGCGGGGGUGAUUUGUCUUUAUGCAGUUUUUAGUAUCUCAGAGCAACUUUUCGGAGUGCAUCUCCCCACUGUUAUGUUCAGUUCUCAGUCAAAGUAUAUCCUUCAUUGGAAACCUUGGUCACAGGUUGUUGGACCCAUCUUCCCUUGCUCCAGGAGUUCGCAAGGUUCAGGUUUGUCUAUGUGGUCAGGGCAGUUCGUCCCACAGCAAUCAAACUAUUGGAAGACAUAUUUGGCUAAUGAAACUUGGAUCAUGAGUUCUACUCAAAGCGUCAAAGCUGGAACGCUGCAGAAAGUUCCUCACUCAACAUUAUCAUCUGGAUAUUUAAAUCUUCAGAUUCUAGCGGACUCUAUUGUCCUCUUCUUUGCCCUGCGCUCGGGGUUGGAUUUGAUUGAGAUUACAGGUUCUUCAUUGUUAGAAACCUUGUCCCUCUCGUCAUUCCGUUAUCAUGUUUUUAUCAUUUAUGCAAAACCUUCUGUUUAAUGGUUGUUACUUAUGUAAUGGGUGGUGCCCCCAAACUUGGCUCUUAAGUACUCUGGUUUGAGUUAUGAAAUUAAAAUUGUUGACAAAAA